This is a messenger RNA of Opisthorchis viverrini, 507 nucleotides long. RefSeq lists its product as hypothetical. Bases 1 to 507 code for a protein of 168 amino acids. The transcript has 4 exons. The record is from RefSeq and is a predicted model, not a curated record. Lineage: Eukaryota; Metazoa; Platyhelminthes; Trematoda; Opisthorchiida; Opisthorchiidae.
AUGUUGAAGAUCCGGAAAACAGUGAUAAUUACUACGGAAGAUUUGGAACAAGACCAGCAGACCAAUGGACUGGAACUUUCUAGCCGCCUACGCGAAAAAAAGUUGCGAGACGAUAAUGUGAUGGAAGGGGAUCGUUGUAAAUUGGCAGCCGGUGACAUUCGGGAAGAGGAAUUUCUUACUGACGUCGUCUCUCCUACGCUUGGGAGACCUGGGAACACUGACAACGUAGAUCCGAAAAAAGGACUUGCUCCCAGCAACUCCAAAUGGGGUAGUUCAUCUUCCUGGCGUAUGCGCAUGCGCACAGGCCAUGCAUCCGGACUUCCGCAUGCUGCAUUCAUCCUUGAGGCCAAAAAAACUGGUGUGCGCAUGCGCAUAUCUACAAACCAUGUUAUACCUGUUCGAACACACUGGAGGAACAACACGAAUUCUGGGACGAACCCCCCCCCCCAGACGGAAAACACGUUCCAAGCUGAAGCGCAGUUAGAAGUAAAAUUCGAAUUCACAUAA